Messenger RNA from Xyrauchen texanus (razorback sucker), 3408 nucleotides. Its product is annotated as voltage-gated potassium channel subunit beta-1-like. Gene Ontology annotation, biological process: potassium ion transport; negative regulation of delayed rectifier potassium channel activity; transmembrane transport. Lineage: Eukaryota; Metazoa; Chordata; Actinopteri; Cypriniformes; Catostomidae. The coding region runs from base 182 to 1381 and encodes 399 amino acids. The transcript is spliced from 14 exons. Gene Ontology annotation, molecular function: transmembrane transporter binding; voltage-gated potassium channel activity; potassium channel regulator activity. Gene Ontology annotation, cellular component: cytoplasm; juxtaparanode region of axon; extrinsic component of cytoplasmic side of plasma membrane. The record is from RefSeq and is a predicted model, not a curated record.
AAGAUUGAGCUUUGAUUUAUGAACUCCACUCUUGAAUCUCACUUGAAGGUGAAUCUAAAUCUUCCACCUUUGGGAUUUGAUUUCUGCUCUUCAGAACUGCACACUUGUUCUUAAGAACUUCUAGGACAAGCCGUGUUAUAUCCCCUGCUGAUCCGAGCCGGAUCUUUUACAGUUGAUAGCCAUGCAGGUGUCCUUUGCAUGUACGGAUCACGGGCUGAAGGCUCCACGCAACAGUGAACCAAACAAACAGAACACGUCAAGUCCAAGCACGGCCAGCGCUGCACGGGCUCGGUUCCGAACAGUGGCGCUGAUCGCCCGUAGUCUGGGUUCUUUCUCGCACAGACACCAUGUUUCUCUAAAGGAGUCCACCGGAAAACUCACUGGCAUGAAAUACAGGAAUCUUGGAAAGUCAGGACUACGAGUGUCAUGUCUUGGACUUGGCACUUGGGUGACAUUUGGGGGGCAGGUUUCAGAUGAGGUGGCAGAGCAGCUAAUGUCUAUAGCCUAUGAAAACGGUGUCAAUCUCUUUGACACUGCAGAGGUCUACUCAGCUGGGAAAGCUGAAAUUAUCCUAGGAAACAUUAUAAGGAAGAAGUGUUGGAGGAGGUCAUCCCUGGUUAUCACCACCAAGCUCUACUGGGGAGGAAAGGCCGAGACAGAGCGUGGGCUUUCGAGGAAGCACAUCAUUGAAGGUCUUAAGAGUUCCUUACAGAGGUUACAGCUAGAAUAUGUGGAUGUGGUUUUUGCCAAUCGCCCUGACAGCAACACACCAAUGGAGGAGAUUGUGAGAGCCAUGACUCACGUCAUUAAUCAUGGUAUGUCCAUGUACUGGGGAACUUCACGCUGGUCAGCUAUGGAGAUCAUGGAGGCGUACUCUGUAGCGAGACAAUUUAAUCUGAUUCCUCCUGUAUGUGAACAGGCGGAGUAUCAUUUCUUUCAGAGGGAUAAAGUAGAAAUGCAAUUGCCUGAACUGUACCAUAAGAUAGGUGUUGGUGUGGUGUCCUGGUCCCCGCUGGCUUGUGGGAUCAUUACAGGAAAGUAUGAGAACGGCAUUCCAGAAUCCUCCAGGGCCUCUUUGAAGUCAUACCAGUGGCUGAAGGAGAAGAUUCUGAGUGACGAUGGCAGAAAGCAGCAGACCAAGCUUAAGGAAUUGACCCACAUUGCUGAGAGGCUCAGCUGUACCCUGCCACAACUUGCCAUCGCCUGGUGCCUCCGUAAUGAAGGAGUGAGUUCUGUUCUCCUGGGGACCUCUAACCCUGCGCAGCUCACUGAGAACCUGGGGGCGAUACAGGUUCUUUCAAAGAUCACCUCUCACGUGGCCUCGGACAUCGACAAGAUCCUGGGCAACCGCCCCCCCAGUAAGAAAGACUAUCAUCACUAGGCCUUCUUGUGAACCCGUACGCCUUGAGACUUAAGAUCCCGUGCCAGCCCUCUUGUGUCGGCAGGUGUCCACAUUCCACCAUUGUGUGUCUAUCUAAUCUUCUCCUCCAGAGAUCCAUUGUUAUUAUUAUAGUAGAAAUGGUAAAGUUUUAUGCAUGCUUCUGUUUGACCUAAACCUGAGCUCAACCUUGCGUGAAGAUCAUUGUGGAUACACACCUGCCCAUGAAGCACAGAAGAUUUUGGACCCUUGUCCAUAGGAUUACAUUAUGCAUUAAGCUUUCCAUCUCCCAUAUGUGCCAAAGUGAACCCUGGUAUUAACCUUGCCCUCUGGAGAUCCUAAAAAAUGGGUAGACAGAGAGAAAUGACAGGGCCUAGUGAAUUAUUGUCUAUUAAAAUAACAUACUGUAGGAGAAAACACUGCAUAUUAUGCUGAGAAUGUAAAAACUAAGAGCUGUGACAUAAGGCAGUGCAGCAUAUAGAGUUGAACUGUUUAACCCUUCUACAGUCUUCGUUACAGGCCGACAUUAUGUAUUUUUUUUUUAGAAAUGUAAUAAAACUAACUUCAGAACUAAAGUCAGAACACUAAAUGUAUGUAUUUCUUUGGGGAAUAUAAUGGUAUUUAGACCUAAUUUACAUCUAAAUGACUAAAUUACACCACUUAUUUUCAUAUAAAAUAAAAACACUUUUUAUUACUUCCACUUAGUUAAAAACAUGCACUUCGUUCAACUGAAAAAUAAGAAAAUAUCUAAAUAUGUCAUGGAGUUGGAGAAUCUUCUGCCAUCUGCUGGAAAAAAUAUAUACACACAUUUUCAUGAAAUAACAAUUAUAACCAGUAGAUGGCUGCAGCGAUCCACACAUGCUGCCUGGUCACUAUAGACCAAUGUUGAAACAAAUUUCUAGAUAUUAAGUUAUGAAUUUGGAUAUAUAUUUAAAAGUUAUCAAAGUCUUAUUGUUAUUAAAAGAUUAGCAUUUUUUAUGUUUGUGGUCAGACUAGACCAUGGUGUUACAAAGAGAAGACUUACAGUAAGCGUUUUGUUACUAACAUUUAUUAGAUAACGAACAGAAAGAAAAUGAAAAGAAAGAUAAUGAACAGAAAGAAAAAAUGUCUGUGUGUGUGUGAUGAAAUGACAAAUGUAGCAUUUUGGUAUGGGAAACCAUUUUUAUUACAAAAACAAUAGUCAAAUUGGUCAAAAAUGACCAAACAGUAAUGUAAGGAACACUAUUUCAUCAUUGUGCUGCUGAAAUAGAACUGUGAGCAAGGCCUACCACACCUAAGGUCUAUAUCUAUUUGGGUGUGUGUGAAAGAGAGAGAGUAUGUGGGUGUGUGUGAGAGAGAGAGAGAGAGAGAGUGAGUGAGUGAGUGAGUGAGUGAGUGAGUGAGUGAGUGUGUGUGUGUGUGUGUGUGUGUGUGUGUGUGUGUGUGUGUGUGUGUGUGUGUGUGUGUGUGUGUGUGUGUGUGUGUGUGGUAACGUGUGUUAAAGUCUAAUUCUUUGUUUUUUUUCUUAUGCUCUGUCAAAUUGGCCCAGGAGUACGAAAGGUGUAACACUGUUUGAUAAAACCACCCAGAUCCAUAGAAUCAGAAGACAGUAGAAUGGUUAAGCAGUGUGUGCAAACAAAUGUUUUGGAUUAAAAAGCCAUCAACAGAAGAGUGAGCUGUUAUUAUGUUAAUAUGUUGUCCAAAAUGUUCCACAUUUUCUCUCAAUUAUCUUUAAAUGAGUUUAUGGCUGUUUGUCUCUGUUUUCCUCUGUAAUCCCUCAUAUUUGUGCAAUGUCUGAUCUGUCCAAAGUUCUUUUUUCCUGCUGCUUUUAAUUAACAUUAUAAAUAACUUUAAAAAUUUGCUUUUUCAGCAAAUGUCACUGGUUAAAGUCAUGCUUGCUGCUGUAUUUGCAAACUUUUGAACUGCUAAGCAGUACAUACUUGAGAUUCAAAGAGUACAAGUAACUAGCAGAACUAGUUAAUGUCCACCACAAGUGGGGGUCAACAUUUUUACAAACUUAAAAAUGAUAAAGCUGUUAAUUUAUGCAUUGU